UCUAGAAAACAUUGCUGAAUUACAGUAAAAUAUUUCCUCUGAGAGAGAAAGCAUUUCUUUACUUCUGUGUCUGAAAUGUGCAAGAGAUAAUUUUCUCUUUUAAAUAUACUUUGAUGGAUUUACAAAGAGUAUUUGCGGCAUUUUUAAAUAUUGGCAUUGAUCACAUUUAGAAGAAAUAUAAGAGAAGUGAUAUUUGUUUGGAAUUAACUAUUAAAGCAAAAAGAAGAAAAAUAUCCAUAAAUUUUGGUGAGAGGAGAGACAUUUUUGAAAAGUUAUUGACGGAUUGAUUUUAUUUUUCCUGCAGAGAUGUCGGAAGAAUUAGGAAAAUCGUUACAUGACUGUGACACCAGCAAAACAUCAUUUUCAAAUGAAGGUAAACUCAACCAACACAAAUGCAUUCAGAGAGGUGAGAAACAACAUCACUGCGAUACCUGUGGAAAAUCUUUCUAUCAAAAUUCAGAUUUAGUCAGUCACAAACGCAUUCAUACAGGGGAGAAACCAUAUCAUUGUGACAUCUGUGGAAAAUCGUUCUCCCUUGGAGGUAGUUUAAUUAAACACGUACGAAUUCAUACAGGAGAGAAACCAUAUCACUGUGAUAUCUGUGGGCAAUCAUUCUCUCGAAGAGAUAAGUUAAACAUACACAAAUAUAUUCAUACGGGAGAGAAACCAUAUCAUUGUGACACUUGUGGUAAAUCAUUCACUCAAAAUAGGGAUCUAACUACUCACGUACGCAUUCAUACCGGGGAGAAACCAUAUCAUUGUGAUAUCUGUGGUAAGGCAUUCUCGACAGGGAGUACCGUCACGAAACAUAAACGCACCCAUACAGGAGAAAAACCGUACCACUGUGAUAUCUGUGGUAAAUCAUUCUCCGCUACAAGUAACUUAACUACUCACAAACAUAUUCAUUCAGGAGAGAAACCUUAUCACUGUGACACCUGUGGUAAAUCAUUCUCCGCUGCGUCUAGCUUGAUUACUCACAAACGUAUUCAUACAGGUGAGAGACCGUUUUAUUGUGAUAUCUGUAGUAAAUCAUUCUCUGAUGGCAGCAGGUUAACUCGACACAAACGCCUUCAUACAGGGGAGAAACCGUAUCACUGUGACAUCUGUGGUAAAUCGUUCUACGAAAAUCGAUGCUUGGUUAGUCACAAACGUGUUCAUACAGGUGAGAAGCCAUAUCAGUGUGAUAUUUGUAGUAAAUCAUUGUCUAACCGAGAUAGCUUGGCUAUUCACAAGCGUAUCCAUACAGGUGAGAAGCCUUACCUGUGUGAUACCUGUGGGAAAUCGUUUGCUCGGAAUAAUGAAUUUGCUAUCCACAAACGCUUACACACGGGUGAGAAACCGUAUUGUGAUAUUUGCGGUAAAUCAUUCUCGAGAAACUAUCAUUUAACAGUUCAUAAACGUGUUCAUUCGGCAGAGAAGCCGUAUCAUUGCGACGUCUGCGGGAAAUCAUUCUCUGUUGGGAGUAGCUUAACUAAACACAAACGAAUUCAUGCAAGAGAGAAAUCUGAAGUCCCUCCUAAAUCGUUCUUUCAAAAUGAUGAAUUAUCAAUGAGUUAACUGUCACAUUGAUGUGAAAGAUAAAACCAUACCCUAAGAUAUUGUUGGUUAAUCAUUCUCUCCAAGUGCUCAGUUGUUGCAACUCUAAUGCAUUCAAACAGAAAAGGUAAACUUAGUCAACACAAUUGUAUUCAUACAGAAGGGAAGUAUAUCAGCAAGGCUGGAUUGAGGCCCAUAGAGACCCUAAGCACUUAAAAGGUUUUGGUACCUUCAAGAAUACAUAAAUAGUUCAAAAUAUAAACAAUAAUAAACCAUGAAAUAAAUUUUCAUUUUCCAAAAUGAAACAAAAUUAACAAUAAGACUUUGUUUAUUUUUACUCUUUU
Octopus sinensis (East Asian common octopus) is the source of this 1880-nucleotide messenger RNA. RefSeq names its product zinc finger protein 271-like. The record is from RefSeq and is a predicted model, not a curated record. The transcript has 2 exons. Bases 307 to 1557 code for a protein of 416 amino acids. NCBI's taxonomy places the organism in Eukaryota, Metazoa, Mollusca, Cephalopoda, Octopoda, Octopodidae.